This is a messenger RNA of Nothobranchius furzeri (turquoise killifish), 3054 nucleotides long. The record is from RefSeq and is a predicted model, not a curated record. NCBI's taxonomy places the organism in Eukaryota, Metazoa, Chordata, Actinopteri, Cyprinodontiformes, Nothobranchiidae.
AAUCUGCAGUGUGUGAGUCAGUGUCGGGGAGAGCAAAGCAGCUGCAGCACAGAGAGACACGUUUCUGUUGCACGAGCGUAAAACGCAGCCGAGCAGGAUGGGUAAAUCUAAGCAGCUGUAGAAGAAGAGGAAGUGAGAUGCCGUAUUGAAAAUCGAACAGGAAACACGUCAACGAUCCUUUAAACUUGCUGUGGAAACAGUUUUAGACUGGAAAAUUACUGAGUUGACUGUUUGACAGCAACAAGAGGUGGUCAGAGAAGAAGGAAGUUCACGGUUCUUAUCAUAGAGGUGGCAUCAGACGUUCUACACAAAUGUACUGGUUGUCUCCGGUUCAGUGGGCGAAAUGGACGUGGUCGGCAGUGACGGGAGCGACGGGAGAGGAUGGACAACCAGGAGGAAAGGCUGUCCAAGAAGAGAUGUAAGAGCGCUUGGGUACAGAGUUCAGACUCUGAGGGGACCUUUGAGACUCCAGAGGCAGAGUCUCCAGGUGUUGUGGAGCGGCUGGGACAGUUGGACGACUCUAACAACACAGCUGAUAAUCAAAACCACAUUCAGGACACCUUCUACCUCGAUGUCACCACCGCUCCAUCAGAAGGCCGCGACUCUUUGAACAACCUCACAGGCUCCUCGCCCAAUGGGAGCGGCUUCAGUCUGGAUCAAAACAUCAACUUGACCCUUAAAGCUGGAUCUGAAGAGGGCCUCUCCCCCUCCGUCCCCCAGCCCCAGCCUCAGACUCAGGCCAUCCGACCGCCAUCGCUACCUGUCCUCUCACCGCUGAACAGACCUGACCCCACCGAGGUGGAUGACGAGGCCCCGAUGACCUCUGACUCUAGCCCAGACUCAAACCUGACCAGCAGUCAGGACAUUUGCAUGGAUUCAGAUUUACUGAACGGCAACACAAAGUCAGACUGUUUGCUGUCAAAUGGCAACUCGGUCAUCACAAACUCCUGUAAAGUGGAGCCGAACCAGCAGAUGCAGAUGGACUCAAGCAAACAGGACGACCAUCAUGAAGGCCACGCUACAGACGAGGAGAAACUGGCAAACAGCGUUGGGGUCAAAUCAGAAAACAGCCAAAAUGUCCAAGAGUGCCAUUUGACAUCCAAACCUGAGGAAUCGGACGGCUGCUCUGUGUAUGAAGACAUGUGCAAGCUGAAGAGCCCGUCAGGGGGAAGUGAGACGCAGAAAACGGGAAGUCAGGUCCUGGAUUCCAUCUGCAUCAGUGAGGCCGAAAAACGGGCCGUCCUCAGCCUGAUCAGAGAGGAGGUCAUCACUAAGGAGGUCGAAGUCAGCGACUGGAAGAGAAAGUUUCAGCAGUGCAAACAAGAAGUCGAUGAGAUGAGAAAAAUUGUUGCAGAAUAUGAGAAAACCAUUGCUCAGAUGAUCGAGGACGAGCAGCGCAACACCCUGAACUUCCAGAAGGCCUUGAACCUAGCAACGGCGGAGAAGGAGGCGGCCAUGACGGACCUGAACUCUGUGGAGCGUUCGCUAUCCGACAUGUUUCGGCGCUAUGAAAGCAUGAAGGGAACGCUUGAGGGGUUUAAAAAGAAUGAAGAAGUUCUGAAGAAAUGUGCUCAGGAGUAUCUGGCCAGGGUCAAGCAGGAGGAGCAGAGAUACCGGACGCUAAAAGUGCACGCUGAGGAGAAACUAGAGAAGGCCAAUGAGGAGAUCGCUCAGGUGCGCGUCAAGGCGAGCUCAGAGAACACAGCGCUGACCGCCAGCCUGAGGAAGGAGCAGAUGAAGAAUGAAUCCAUGGAACAAGCCUUGCAGCAGAAGAAUCAAGAGAUCGAGGAACUCACCAAGAUCUGUGAUGAACUGAUCGCCAAAAUGGGAAAAGUAGACUAAGAGUUAGUCAGCGGCGUUCCGUGCAUGCCUCCAGACAAAAGCAGCUCUGGUUCUGUGUCCCAUGCUUUUCCCACGUCUGCAGUAACUCCUGUAUUCAACGUUUGCACUACAUGUGACCUGAACCUGUACAUGUUAAAUACAUGUGAUGACUUAGCAUUUUUGCAUUUUGCUCCCCUUUGACGAGCCCAGCUGGAGGUCCUGUGUUCAUCCUGUGACUCGGCUGCAGCUCCGCCUGCAGGAUGACAUCAGAUUAAGUUUGGGGUUUGAUUCAAAGUUACAAACAGACUAGUGUUUCAGUGGGGUUUGAAGGUUCUUUUCCGAUGUAUUUUUGUACAAAAUUCACCUUAAUUUUAUUCCCAAAGAGUCCGGUUUAAUAAAACUGCAUAAAGAGGAAGGAAUUGUUCGAGGACGGGUUGCACAGCGGCCCUCAGAGGCCUCAUUUCUGUCCAGCGUUGCUGCUGAAGUCCAGCAACAACUAGUUUACUGCAUCUGCCUUAGUUAGCACUUCAACACUUUAGAUAAUCCUGAUGAUUAAAUCUGAUGAUCAUAAAGCUUUCAUGUUGUGUGUUUAGUCAACUCCACGAAAUCACCUCGAACAGCUGAAUAAAAGAAUAAACCAGAGUAACUUUAUAUCUUGAUUGGACAUUCUGACCAUUUAUUACACUGUUUAAAACAGCUGCAAUGAGUCGUUCUCUUAAAUAAUCUUCCUGUCACCGACGGACCUGAGAGAAGUAGCUUUGUGAGAGGCUGCUGCUCACAAAUAAACAAAUACAUGUUUGCACAUUAAUUUUCACAGCUUUGCAUGUUUUAGAGGUAGAUAUUUGUGACACUAAUACACAAGCUGUGUUUAGAUUCGGGUCUGUCACGAUUCACUGUCUGAAAUGAGAUUAUAGCUUCUGCCUAAAUAACACACAAAUGUUGGAUCUGAUUUGCAUUUUUCUACAAAAGAAAUAUUUUCCCCAUUUAAGAAAAGUUAGCUUUUUUAGUUCUGUUGAGUAAAUCACCUUUGUUACCAUGUUUAUAAUGAUAAAAUCCUCUAGUUAAAACUGCUAAUGUGCCACAGAGUGUUUGUACCAACCGGAUGUCCCGUUACCUUUUGUUACUCAGCCGCUGUAUUUAUUUUUAUUUUUGUGUGCAACAAAACGACAAUCUCACCCUUUUGUGAAAGUAGCGUUAACAUUCUCUAAUAAACCUAAAGAGUUUGUUCUAUUA